This is a messenger RNA of Salmo salar (Atlantic salmon), 3172 nucleotides long. The record is from RefSeq and is a predicted model, not a curated record. Lineage: Eukaryota; Metazoa; Chordata; Actinopteri; Salmoniformes; Salmonidae.
GCCUAUGCAUUGGGUGUCCAUAACAUCCUUGUUGUUGUGGCGAUAAUCCUCUUUAGUGGUAAUGGAUACUGUAAUAUUGGUAUAUAUUAUUACACUUGCGCUGAAACAUAAAAUACUUUAUUUUUAGGCCACGGUUUGUUUGAAGUAUUAUAUUGUAGAUCAAUACUUCUCUUCCUCAGUUUUCUAGAGUAACUAAAUUGGCUAGCUAGCAAGUUAGCUGCAAUUACUGUUAGCCUCAAUAAGUUCAGUAACAACGAGGCCAGCUAGCUAACGUUACAGUAGCUAGCUAACUUGCAAGUGUGUACGUAUUGACCUGCGGGCGGGGAAAAAUGGCAAACCUCUUCCAAAAGACAAAGUGGGGACAGGAAUCAGAGGGAUGCACGACGAGAGGGGACACUCAGGAGGGCAUGAGCCGAUAAAAACGGAAAAAGGAUAAUGAUUUCGCGAUACAGUAGGAGACCAGUAUCGCACAAUCUUGAGAUUCGGGGCUUAUCCCGAAGCAGCCUUGACCAUCACCCUCUCCCAGAGGAGGUAGACGAUGACUUCCUCCCCCAGCGCCUCCUCCAUGACCUUCAGGAAGCUGUCUCCACUUACAACAGCCCGGAGACGACAUCUGCAGCCUCUCGCCGGUCAGACUGUCCAACGGCCACUACUGGAGACACGACGCGGUCCUGGUCUGGGAUCCACAGCUACACAGGGACGGGUAUCUCUACAGAGAGGAGCUCUGUCUUCUCCUGGGGCUAUGAUUGUUCCUCUGCAGGGCCUCCUCUCUCUCUACCUCUCUUCCUCCCUCCCUCCCUCCAUCCCUCCAUCCCUCAGGAAUUUGACAAGGCGGCGUCGCGACAGGUGCAGCAGAUGUUUGAGGAGAUUGACGAGGAGCUUUAUGAGGGGCAGGGUGGGGCGCAUCUACGGGGGCUGCAAGAUGAGUGUCAUCAGUGGGCCUUCAGGUUCCCUCACCUACGGAUCCUGGGUAGUCAGCUGGUGUGUCCCAGUGACGAGGGCUUCCAGUGGUACGCCACUUCAGGGGAGGGGACCGGGACAGCCAGCAGCAGUGCAGCUGGACAAAAGGACAGCAUCAGUAGCAAGCCCCAGGACAAGGACAAGCCUGGCCCCUGCACAGAGAACCGUGUUUGUGUGUCCAGUCUGUGUGUGCAGGGUAGGAAGGCUGUGCUGUCCAGGCCCAGUGCGGAUGUUGACCACCCACCUGGUACUCCCCGUGGAUCCAGAGGUCAUGACAGGCCCAGGGUGAUCGAGACUGAAGGCCUGAUGGAGGAGUACCUGGCCUUUGACUGCAGGGAUUUGGAUGACAAGUGGGAGCGGGGGUGCAUGGGGGCUGGUCGGCGGCGGUACGGCCUGCCUCCGGUUUCUCCCUACCGCUGUCGCAGACAGGCAGUCCUCGACCUGCUGUUUGACGAUGUGUGGCGAGAGCUGUUUGGCUGGAUGGAGGAGCUGGUCCGCAGGCACUGGGAGGGCUGUGUGUCAGACGAUGAGAAAAAUGCAGUGAACUUCAACCAAUCCCAGUCGGAUGCUCAGAACCCUUUUCUGCUCCUGUCCACACUGCCUACCCUGCUCCCCAGGCUGGGCCAAAGCAGGGUGCCCCAGCUAACAGGAACCCCGCAACCCCAGACCACAAAAUCAAGGGGCUCAAAGCACAAGCCCAGACGGAAAUCCAAAAAGCAGAAAAAAUCAUCCACUGUAUGCAACUCUCACCUAGAGGCAAAAUGUUGCCGAUCGACGCCAUCCACAGCGUCCAGUCGGGUCCCAGUAGAGGCGGCGGUGACGCAUCACAACCUCAACGAACUCAUAGUCAUCCACGGCAUCCCCCUGCAGCAGAGGAACCUGGGAGUGAUGGAGAGAGCCCAGUAUGGAGAUCAUAAGGACCCUGAGGAGAGGGUGAUGACCCAUCGGCCAGGGUCCAUCGUGAUUCCUUUUAGCAAGCCACGUCCUCGCCGGGUGCUAGAGCAGAGCUCCUCCUCCCUGUCCCGCCCUGCCCAGUCGGCGAGACGCCGUAACCCGCCUCCACGCACCCUUUUGCCCUUGGUUCCCAGCCUGACGCAGUCCAGUGCCGCUGGCUCCAUGGAUGAGGUCAUCCGUGGGACGCGCCUACCCACAGCCAGUGACCGCCUGGCCUCUCCUCCGAUGCCUCUGAGCAGGAACACACUCCUUCCUCCCAUCGGCACAGGGGACGCUGAGCCCAGGCACUCUGGACAGCACUUCAGACCUACUCAGCGGCAUAGAGACUCGUCCAGUCGUGCCCACAGUGCUGUUACAGAUGAAGCAGGUAGUUUGCUUCCUCGGGAUCGGCUUCAUCAAUUGGACGUAUUCUCCCGUCCCAACACCACCCACACCUACAGGUCGGACACCCCUUACCGCCGCUCCUUCACGGUGCUGGACAACAUUGGACAGGGACGUCCUGGCAGGGCAUCUGUGGGUACAGACUCUCUGGGCAUCGGAGUGACGGGCAUCAGUCUGGGCAUCAGCAGCUCCUCCUUCCUGGACUCCUUUGCCCACCAACCCCUGGGCCACUCCCCCAUUGAAGAUGAUGAGGAGCCUGACACACAAGCCCCUCCCCCAGGGCGCGCCACAAGGCAAAAUACACAGCUCUACUGGUGCCUGUUUCAGUCCCAGCAAGCUCCCACAACCGGGGUGGCUUCAUGUCCCGCAGUAGCAGACCUGGGUUGUAGCUGCUUUGACCUCGCCCUCCUCCACCUUCUCCAUCCACACUCCUCAGCACAGCAGGGUGCAAGCCCUGCUUCCAAUCCCAACGGUGCCCUCAAACGACACUUUAUACAGAAGCAGAUCUUUCGUACAAUGUACUGUUUGGUGAUUUUAUUUAUUGAUGCUUUUUGUUUUUCGAGAGCCUUAUUUUUGUAUUUUGGAACUCUCCGCUUACCUGGCUGCCAAAGAUAGUAAACUGUCUCAUUUACCACCUGGAUGUUGGUAUGUACACUACCGUUCAAAAGUUUGGGGUCACUUAGAAAUGUCCUUGUUUUUGAAAGCAACGCAUUUUUUUUUGUCCAUUCCAAUAACAUCAAAUUGAUCAGAAAUACAGUGUAGAAAUUGUUAAUGUUGUAAAUGACUAUUGUAGCUGGAAACUGCAGAUUCUUUAAAGGAAAUAUCUACAUAGGUGUACAGAUGCCCAUUAUCAGCAACCAUCACUCCUGUGUUCCAA